Messenger RNA from Cydia fagiglandana, 3794 nucleotides. RefSeq lists its product as uncharacterized. The record is from RefSeq and is a predicted model, not a curated record. Bases 294 to 1637 code for a protein of 447 amino acids. The transcript has 2 exons. Gene Ontology annotation, molecular function: zinc ion binding; nucleic acid binding. Lineage: Eukaryota; Metazoa; Arthropoda; Insecta; Lepidoptera; Tortricidae.
UUAAAAAAUGCGUAAGCACUAAUUCGUAUACUUGAGAGGAAUUAGGUACUUAUAUCGUUGGGUCAGAGGCUAUAUAUACUCAGAAUAAUUGUUUGUUGCACUUGAGUACGAAACCCAACUAAUAUAUUGUUAUGAAAUAGGAAUUUCAAGAAAUACAGCGUAGUCGGCGUACGAACUGACAAUUUUCGAGUCGAGCGUGAAACCAAGGCGUCUCUACGCCAAGCUACUUCUCUGCAUGAGGAGGAGGAUAAAUAUUCUUAGACCAAAGUGACAAGAGUGAGAGUGAGAACACUAUGGAAGUUAUCCUGCUGAAUCGCCUGUCCACAUUUGCCACAAACAUCAAAGAGCAUCAAGUAAAAGCAUCAGAGCUAUGUGCGUGUCGUCCAUGGGGAAAAGAUCAGCUAGAGCAAGCUGCUAUUAUCGCCUCCAAACUACAAUCUAUACUGGGAAGAUUCCAAAGUGAUCUCUAUCAGUACUUCAACCUGUCCAAGGAUCCUAACGCCGAUGAGAUUUCAAAUGUAACUGCGAUACAGCUAGACGGUGAUGAAGUCUUAGCUGAACUUAAUGCAAGAAUUCAAGCCGAUAAGGAUACAAGACAAGUCAAAUCCGAUCCUACAAAAAAUAGGAGCAAGUUACCAGAGUUAGAUUUAAUAUCUUUUCAUGGUGACGUUCUAGAAUGGACUCAAUUCUGGGACCAAUUCAGUUCCAACAUUGAUCAAAGGAAUAUACGAGACGUUGAUAAGCUACUCUACCUUAAAGCAUCGUUAAAGGGUGAAGCCAAAACCAUAAUCGAUGGUUUAGAAACCACGAAUGACAAUUAUAAGAUUGCCAUAGAUACUCUGAGAGAGAGAUAUGGCAACAGAGUGCAGAUUGUUGAUGCCCACUAUUCUUCCUUAUAUAAGAUUAAGAAGGCCACAAAGCCAGAAGAUUGCAGAAAGACAUUAGAUGAACUCGAGAGACAUCUAAGAGUCUUACAGUCCCUAGGAGAGGAUACAAAUCAAAACCAUUUAAGAUUUCUUUUCAUGGAAAAGUUUCCGGAAGACAUCAUUUAUGAAAUGAAGCUAAAAUUGAAGAUUGAAUCCAUUGAGGAAAUAAGAAAACAACUAAACGCUAUCAUAUCAGCAAAAGAAGAUGCCAAGAGGAUAAGCGUUGAGACUAAAGAUAUGGAAACAACCUUUACUACUGAAACUUUACACAUUAGAGAUAAAUUUGUGAAGAAAUCCAACGAUAGGAGAAUCAAACACAGAGUUAUAAAUAUGAGGGAAAAACCAAAUAAAUUUAGAAAAAAUACAUCAACAUUUUCAAAUACAUUCACGCCUAAGAAAAGAACAUAUAAAGCUAAUAGUGAAUCGAAUAAUGCGCAGGCAUCCGAAAAACGAAGGAAAAUAGAAUGUAUAUUUUGCCAAGAGAAUCAUUACAAUGACGCUUGCACGAAAUUUAAGACCUUGGCUGAAAGGAAAGAUAAAAUACCUAACCGUUGUUACAUCUGUUUGAAAAUUGGCCAUAGACAAAAUGAAUGUAGAAUAACACACAUCUGUUAUCACUGUGGUGAAAGGAAUCAGCAUAAUAGAGCAUUGUGCCCUAAGAAAUUGCUCCAAGCAACAGAGACAUCAUCGUCACAAGAUUCCUGUGCCUGAAAGAUAUGUCUAAACUAGCUAUAGAAGAGAAUCUUAUACAUUACAGAUUUAUACGUGUACCCUUUGCAAUCAUAUCUGAACAUCACUUAUUCAGUACCAAUGAUGAAUGUUUAAAGAGUCUAGCCAGCGACAUCUAUGUACAUAAUAUCUGACAGGAUCGAAUGGAGUCAAAAAAGCGAUGAGUCUAUACAAAGACAGUAAAAUAAUAUAGAUUCCAACUCUAAAGAGCUUAAAUAUGUAGAUGAACAUUACAGAUGCUAGUACAGAUAAAACUGUAAUACUCUUGAUUUAAAAUGGGACUUAGAAAAGGACAUGAUUUGCCUAAGGAUAAAAACACUUGUAUGCUUAUACAAAGAGAGGUGUUCUGAAGACUUUAAGCAAGUUCAUCGCAUAUGCCUACCUAAGAACAUAGCGAAUAGCCAAGACGGCCAACUUCACUGUUUCAUAGAUUCGUCUAUGUCAGCGUAUGCAGCCGUAGUAUAUUUACUUCAAGGAGACAAGAUGAACUUCGUUAUUGGCAAGUCAAGAUUAAUACCCAUAAAAGAUCAAGAUAAUCUGAAGAUUCCUAAAUUGGUACCAUUAGGACUUAGGUAUCAGACUAAUCCAAUAUGUCAUGAAACAUCUACAGAUAUAGAAGGAACCAAGAAAAUAAGAACUUGACUGUAAGAUAUGUUUUGUCUGAAUACAACUCAGCUGAUGUAGCAACCAGGCAGACUAAUUCGACAGAAGAUUUCCAAUGAUACCUCAGCGGCCCAGAAUUUCUGACAGGAGAUUCUCACAAUUGGCCAUGCCAACUUGCCAACCCGCAAGAGAUGUUACUCUUCGAGCGGGGGAGGGUCUGUCGAACAACAUCAUACAGAAAGUUGGAUUGAACUGAGACGGAAAAAUCAGCUUAAUAAGAAUAUUGGCUUGAGCAAGACGCAUAAGUAUCAGAAGGAAACCGGACAAGUCUGUUCAGAAACAUAGGCAAGUGAGGAUAACAGAAUAAGCUCAGAAGUACAAAAAAUAAGAAGUAUAUAGAGACACUUUACCCGGAUGAAGUUGAGGGUAAGGAGACACAUCUUACUCGCUAUCUAAGAUUGUUCAAAGAUGUCGACAGAAUCCUUAGAUGUAGCGGUCGUUUGAACGAAACUUACAGAAACAUCUGCUUGACGAUAAUCAAUUACUGACUAUCAUCAAAGAAGUGGAAAGUGUCAUGAACACAAGACCCUUGACUUGUAUGAGUACUGGUUUGGAACAUGUAUUGAAACCAGCCGAUUUCUUAACACCAGGAAGAUGUCUCGAACUCCAGAUGUCAGUGAGUAAGGCACCAGUUACAGCCACUGCAACUAAACAACAGCUCAUAGAAAGAUGAAGACGAGGUGAGACUAUCAUGAAGGAAUACAGAGACAUAUUCAUGGAUCAGUACUCGUGGAAGUCUAAGGAAAUGUUACAAGCAUUCAAAUAAACUACUAAGAAUCAGAUCUCACGAUGAACCAUGUGUUGAUGACAGUACAUUUACAAGGUCUAUAAUGCAGUUGUACCCUUUAGGUCACCGAUCUGAAGUCGAGUCGUUCAACAAGUGAGAGAAUGGUAGUUGAGGAAGAUUCGGACUUACCAGUGAUACAAAGGCAAGAUUAUUCCAAUAUUUAAACGGAUGGAAACAUGGAUAAGACUGAUAACAUGGACACGGACAUGGCACAUAGCAUAAAUAGAACGAAGGAGAAAACUGAUGUUACUAAUGAAAAUGUAGAUACAGCAAAAUUUGAUAUGGAUUUGAGACUUAAGGACUACCCUAACUUGAGGCUUCGCAAUGCAAUAGCUUCGCUUCGGUGGGUGUGUCGCGGACUUCCGCGAUGUAUUAUAUAUAUUACACCUGGCAACAGCUUCUAUAUUGUCUAUGGUGGUGGCAUAUGAGCAAGUUAGAGCUGGCAGCUACGCUUGGAGCUCAUGAACGGGGAGAAAUACUCCAUACUCAGCAUUAUAAUAAGGUAUGAACCACAUUAUCCAUAGAUUAACUGACCUCUCUCCCAAUAAUAUAAGCGAAGCAAAAAUGAGUUCUUUAAGAUGCAAGUAUACAUGUCAAGUUGAUAGUAGACUCAUAUUUCAUUUAAUAAGGUCUUAGAAUCUUAAGUAACUUGAAUUCAGGCAAUCUAUUUAUUUUAGCAUUUUGUAUCA